AUGUCGGGGGAUUCUACCAAUGAAAUGCUCAAAAUUCAAAGGAUAUGCAGUGGAAUACCAGAAGGACACCUUGAGGGAGCAAUGAAACUUCAUGCUGCCUUCGAGAACAUGCUGGACCGAUAUCGCACUAAAAUAUCUUUGGUGUGGAUCUUCGGCGACGUGUGGUGCGCGGUGUGGCUGGCGGUGGACGUGUGGAUGUGCACGGCGUCCAUCCUGAACCUGUGCGCCAUCUCGCUGGACCGCUACGUGGCGGUGACGCGGCCCGUCACCUACCCCAGCAUCAUGUCGCCGCGGCGCGCCAAGAUGCUCAUCGCGGGCGUCUGGGUGCUCAGCUUCGUCAUCUGCUUCCCGCCGCUCGUCGGCUGGAAGGACUCGCACACGGCGCAGCCCCGCCCGGAGCCCUGCCCCUGGACCUGCGAGCUCACCAACGACACGGGGUACGUGCUGUACUCGGCGCUGGGCUCGUUCUACCUGCCGAUGCUGGUGAUGCUGUUCUUCUACUGGCGCAUCUACCGGGCAGCGGUGCGCACCACGCACGCCAUCAACCAGGGCUUCCGCACGACGCGCGGCGUUCACUCGCGCUUCGACGACCAGCGGCUGACGCUGCGCAUCCACCGCGGCCGCGGCUCGCUCAACAGGCAGGACAGCAUCAGACGAGCCGAAGAUUGCAAGGGUGAUGGCUGGCAGAUCGGUGCAGACACUGUUGUGUACCUUUCAUGGAUGGCCAUUGAGGAACCGACUCCGAGGGAGGCCAGCGUCCCAGGAGGUGAAGACUCCGAGGGUGACGGCUGGCGAUUCGGUGAGGCGCGGCUGCCCUACCCGAGCAGCGACGCCAUCUGCGGCGGGGGCGGCGCCGGCGGCGGUGUGGGGGUGGCCUGCCCCCAGCCAGCGUCCCCAUGCGGGUCCCCGCCGCCCCCCGGCUCCCCGGGCAACAACAGCAGCACGGCCAGCACCAUCAAGUCGUCGUCCUUCUCCGCGUCGCCGCCCGGCUCCAUGGCGCGGCUGUACGCCGCCUCCAGUGGCCAGCAGCAACAGCAGCAGCACCUCAGGGUCACCGGGGCGCGCCUCGCCGCCUUCCGCCGCAACAGCAGCGUGCUAGUGGCCUAUGCACUUGGUGUUCACUUAUCUGCGGGCGACCGGACGGCCAAAAAAACUUCGAAUACAUUGGCCAAAGUAGCAGAAGGCGGCGGUGGCGGCGGCGGCGGAGACAAGUCUCCGUCGCCCACGUACGAAGACAACGGCGGCGGUGCUGCAGCCUCCGGGGGCGGCGCUUCCUGUGGAACUGGGGGCGGCAGCGGCCGGCCCAAGCUCAUCUCGCGCAUGGGCAAGCGCAACAUCAAGUCCCAGGUGAAGCGGUUCCGCAUGGAGACGAAGGCAGCGAAGACGCUGGGGAUCAUCGUGGGCGGCUUCAUCGUGUGCUGGCUGCCGUUCUUCACGAUGUACGUGGUGCGCGCCUUCUGCACCGACGCCGAGUGCAUCCCGGCGCCGGUCUUCUCCGUGCUCUUCUGGCUCGGCUACUGCAACUCCGCCAUCAACCCCUGCAUAUACGCGCUCUUCUCCAGAGACUUCAGUUCCAGUGAGUCUACAACUUUUGAAGACUUCAUCAAGUGGUGGGCCAAGUGA
Messenger RNA from Schistocerca serialis cubense, 1623 nucleotides. RefSeq names its product octopamine receptor Oamb-like. Gene Ontology annotation, cellular component: membrane. Gene Ontology annotation, molecular function: G protein-coupled amine receptor activity. Bases 1 to 1623 code for a protein of 540 amino acids. NCBI's taxonomy places the organism in Eukaryota, Metazoa, Arthropoda, Insecta, Orthoptera, Acrididae. The record is from RefSeq and is a predicted model, not a curated record. The transcript has 9 exons. Gene Ontology annotation, biological process: adenylate cyclase-activating adrenergic receptor signaling pathway.